Molecule: messenger RNA, 3373 nt
Organism: Oryzias melastigma (Indian medaka)
Lineage: Eukaryota; Metazoa; Chordata; Actinopteri; Beloniformes; Adrianichthyidae
Gene: top1a
Product: DNA topoisomerase I, like
Exons: 21
Coding region: 132-2387 (751 amino acids)
Biological process (GO): chromosome segregation; DNA topological change; DNA replication
Cellular component (GO): chromosome; nucleolus
Molecular function (GO): DNA topoisomerase type I (single strand cut, ATP-independent) activity; DNA binding
Source: RefSeq, a predicted model, not a curated record
UAUACAAUGGGAACUUAGCCGAUUGCACAACCCCAUCUUUUCUUCAUUCUGCCUUCAUCUACUCACCGGUGUGUGAGAACAUACGUGGUUUUUAUUUAGUUUUUUGUUUUUAUCCAAACAAGAUUUAGAAUAUGAGUGGGGACCAUUCCCACAACGAAGACCAGAUUAUGGGUGGCUCUCGGAUCAAUGACUCUCACAAGCAUAAAGACAAGUACAAAGAGCAUAAACACAAGGACUACAAGAGAGACAAAGAACGUGAAAAAUCCAAGCAUGGCAACAGCGACUACAAAGACCCCUCUGAAAAAAAAUACAAAGACAAGGAGAAGAUGAAGCACAAAGAUGGCAGUACAGAGAAAAACAAAGACAAGCACAAGGAGAAGAGGAAAGAAGACAAGAUCAAAUCGCUGGAUGACAAAAUCAAAAAAGAAAAAGAAAAUGGUUUUGUCAGCCCAUUGCAUGUGAAGUCUGAGCCUGAGGAGGAUUUCUACCACUCUCCCAAACACGAAAAGUCCCUUAAGAGAGAGCGAGAUGAGGAUUACGACUCUGAAUUUAAACCCAAGAAAAUAAAGACUGAAAAUGAUAAAAAGGUCAAGAAAAGAAAACCAGGAGAUGAGGACAUUAAGUCUAAAAAAACAAAAACUCAGAAAGAUGCAACAGAUGGAAAAAAGAAAGCAAAAAAAGAACCAGAAGAGAAGUGGAAAUGGUGGGAAGAGGAGAGAUACACAGACGGUGUCAAGUGGAAGUUUCUGGAACACAAAGGCCCAGUGUUUGCUCCCCCCUACGAGCCCCUUCCUAGUCGUGUUAAAUUUUAUUAUGAUGGUAAACCCAUGAAGCUCAGUCCAGAAGCUGAAGAAGUGGCUACCUUUUUUGCCAAAAUGCUAGAUCACGAGUACACAACAAAAGAUAUUUUUCGCAAAAAUUUCUUCAAAGAUUGGCGAAAGGAAAUGACAGCAGAGGAAAAAGCCACAAUCACAGAUUUGAAGAAGUGCAACUUCACAGAGAUGAGCGAGUAUUUCAAAGCACAGUCUGAAGCCAGGAAAGCAAUGUCAAAAGAGGAAAAACAGAAAAUAAAAGAAGAAAAUGAGCGCAUCUUGCAAAAGUAUGGUUUUUGUAUUAUGGACAAUCACAAAGAACGCAUCGCUAACUUCCGUAUCGAGCCCCCCGGCUUGUUCCGUGGCCGUGGAGACCAUCCAAAAAUGGGAAUGCUCAAACGUCGUAUUAGGCCUCAAGACAUCAUUAUCAACUGCAGCAAGGACUCAAAGUACCCAGAACCACCCCCUGGUACUAAGUGGAAAGAAGUUCGCCAUGACAACAAAGUGACUUGGCUGGUUUCCUGGACAGAGAACAUUCAGGGCUCUAUCAAAUACAUUAUGCUGAACCCCAGCUCGAGGAUAAAGGGAGAGAAGGACUGGCAGAAGUAUGAAACGGCUCGCAGACUGAAGAAAUGUGUGGACCGCAUCAGAGCUCAGUACCGUGAAGACUGGAAGUCCAAGGAAAUGAGGGUCCGACAGCGGGCUGUGGCACUCUACUUUAUCGACAAGCUGGCUCUGAGAGCAGGUAAUGAGAAGGAGGAGGGGGAGACUGCAGACACAGUCGGCUGCUGCUCGCUGAGAGUCGAACACAUCAACCUUUAUCCAGAAAAUGAAGGUCAGGAGUUUGUAGUGGAGUUCGACUUCCUGGGUAAAGACUCCAUCCGCUACUACAACAAAGUUCCAGUAGAGAAAAGGGUGUUUAAGAAUCUCCAGUUGUUCAUGGAGAACAAAGAACCGGAUGAUGACCUGUUCGAUCGGCUGAACACUUCUAUUCUGAACAAGCAUCUUCAGGAGCUGAUGGACGGUUUGACGGCUAAAGUUUUCCGUACAUACAACGCAUCCAUCACCCUGCAGCAACAGCUGAAGGAGCUCACGACUGCGGAUGAGAACAUUCCAGCCAAGAUUUUGUCGUACAACAGGGCCAACAGAGCUGUGGCCAUCCUGUGUAACCAUCAGAGGGCUCCACCCAAGACAUUUGAGAAGUCUAUGCAGAAUCUGCAAGCGAAGAUUGAUGCUAAAAAGGACCAGCUCUCUGAUGCCAAGAGAGAACUGAAGAGCGCCAAGGCUGACGCUAAAGUACGGAAAGAUGAAAAAACAAAAAAAGCGGUAGAGACCAAGAGGAAGGCCGUUCAGAGGAUAGAGGAGCAGCUCAUGAAGCUGGAAGUGCAGGCGACCGAUCGUGAAGAGAACAAGCAGAUUGCCCUCGGCACUUCCAAACUCAAUUAUUUGGACCCACGCAUAUCUGUGGCAUGGUGCAAGAAGUGGGGUAUACCCAUUGAGAAGAUUUACAACAAAACCCAGCGUGAGAAGUUUGCCUGGGCCAUUGACAUGGCAGAUGAAGACUAUGAGUUUUAAAUCCCAGUUUAACUGAUGAUUUUUUUUAUUAUUGAAUACAUGUUUUUAGCUUACAUGGAUUUGCUUGAUAGGCAAAUCCAAGAAAACAUUUUAAAGUUUGUUCCAAGGAAAAACAAAAGUGACAAGCAGGAUCUGGCCAUUACAACAUGAGUGCUUUUGUGGAUAGUCUAAAUAUCUGGUUGGAGCUCGGGUAACAAGGCUAAGCUAUGUCUGCAGCUGCGAAUCGGUAUAAUUUUAAGACUCCUUGACAUUAGUCUCUGUCCCUUCUCAGGGACAAAGCCUGACAGAGCCUGAGAUUUGAACUCUGUGGUCCUAUAACUGCUUUAUCAAGCAAAAAUAAAAUGCUUUUUAACCUUUUUAUUUUCUUCAAUCACUUGCUCUGUAUUUUAGCCCUCCCAUGUAUUAUUAAUGAAUUCUAUAUUUUGAUAGAUGAAGUAAAAAUCAAAAAAACUUCUUUAACUUCACCCACACGCCUUUCAAGGAAAUGUAAAUGUGAGCUUUUGUGCGUUUGUGUAUGCAUGAGUAUGUGUGUAUCAGAAGCUCUGCCAUGAACGCUUUCUGUCUGGGUCAAUACUUUAAACUGGACAUCACUGAAAUUGUUGGGCAUGAAAGAGGAUGUCUGGGCAGGUAAAGGGGAAAUUUAAUGCAACCAUUUCAAGUUUUGUUUUUUUUUUCUUCCUUUUCUUAAGCAAGCAGAAUGUGAAUAUUUCGUUUUACCGCUUUUAUCAGGGACUUCAUUCACUGAAAAUGUGAGCCAAUCAUGUUCAUCCCUUGAGUUGCAAACAUUCUUUGAAUCUCAGCUCUCCCAUCAUCUGCUUUUUUAAGGUAAUUUAAUGAUCAGAGAAGAAUACGACUCCCGUAGGUUACUUGAACAUAAUGUUGUCAAAAUGUAUUUAAAGUGAGUAAAUGGGAAGUGUUUUGCCUCCUGGUGGGAGGGUGUGAGGGACAUUAACUUUGCCAAAAAAAAAAUAAAAGAAGAAAAAAAA